AUGGAAAUUGGCAUUCAUGAACCGGCAAAUAUACCAUGCAACAAGUGCCAACAAUUGAAAAAGGCUUUUCUUCCAAGUCUCACGACAGACUGCAAUUUUCCAUGCCGACCCUGGAAGAUAAAGCAGAAGCAGAAGCUCAAGGACCGUUCGAACAGCGUCGAUGGUGCAUUUCCACGGGACAAAGCUAUCUUCGUGUCUAUGCCCAUAUAGUACAAGGCAAUCCUACUCAUCCUGGCGUCCAUGGUGCAUCUUCUAGAAGCUCUUCUAAAAUUUUGCGACGCGGAAAAGCCGACAACGCAGGGAUAAGUCUUGUCAUGUCACUUUCAAGGUUCACCUUGAAAGGUUUAUCUUAAAGAAAAAGCCAAGUAUUCAAG
This is a messenger RNA of Camponotus floridanus (Florida carpenter ant), 374 nucleotides long. RefSeq lists its product as uncharacterized. Bases 36 to 353 code for a protein of 105 amino acids. NCBI's taxonomy places the organism in Eukaryota, Metazoa, Arthropoda, Insecta, Hymenoptera, Formicidae. The transcript has 4 exons. The record is from RefSeq and is a predicted model, not a curated record.